Molecule: messenger RNA, 1608 nt
Organism: Cryptococcus amylolentus CBS 6039
Lineage: Eukaryota; Fungi; Basidiomycota; Tremellomycetes; Tremellales; Cryptococcaceae
Exons: 6
Coding region: 48-1583 (511 amino acids)
Biological process (GO): transmembrane transport
Molecular function (GO): transmembrane transporter activity
Source: RefSeq, a predicted model, not a curated record
GCGAACACUCGUUUCCAUGCCCAUCGUUGCUCAACACCCCCACAGCCAUGGUUGCUGAUCGCUCACAGACCAUCGAGCUCCAAGAGAGCGGUAGUCUGCACAACGAGUCAUCGAUCCGGUCCGCUAACCUUGCUCAUCCGGCCAUCCCUCGAGAGGUUUCACAAGUCCAUGAUGCUACGAGCAGCGCUCCCAAUGGACCUAGAUCAGCUGCUCAAGAGCAUACACCCAUGCGCAAACGCGACUUUGGGUUCCUACCCAUUCCGCAAAGUCGCAGACAUGACCCGAGCAAAGCCGUCCAGGGCGAGUUUCCCUUUACCUGGAAGAUAAAUGCGCUCUUUGCCUCUGCAGCUACAAUUGCAGUCAUGAACCUCUACUACAUCCAACCCAUGCUCGUCGCCAUCGCCAAUGACCUUGGGGUCUCUCACGAUGCCGUCUCCAAAGUGCCCAUCCUUGCCCAAGGCGGGUACGGCUGCGGGAUCCUAUUCAUCUCUCCCCUCGGUGACCUCGUUCGACGGCGGCAGCUGGUCCUGAUUCUGAUGCUACUUACGACUUGCCUCACAAUCGGACUCGCCUUGUCCAAGAAUGUCGCAAUGCUCUCUGGACUGAGCUUUGUAGUCGGCUUCUUCACGAUCACACCGCAAGUGGUCAUUCCCUGGACUGCAGACCUCGCGCCGGCUGAAAAGAGAGCGACGGCGAUGAGCGUGACCCUGUCCGGCUUGAUCACAGGCUUGGUCAUGGGUAGGACGCUGGCCGGCGUCAUAUGUCUGGCGGAUUGGAGGUAUGUCUAUUGGAUGGCUGUGGGCCUACAGGGAUUGAUGACGAUCGUCCUCUGGCUAGGUCUCCCUGACACACCUGACAAAAAGAUCGGUCUUACUUACCUCGAAGUUCUUUGGUCAAUGGCCAAAAUGUAUGUGACUUACCCAACACUGGUGCAAGUUUGCGUCCAAGCCUACUGCCUCUCCGCCGUCUUUGCUGGUUUCUGGACGACCCUCACUUUCCUCCUCUCCGACCCUCCAUACCAGUACAACUCUCUCCAAAUCGGCCUCCUCGGUCUCCUCGGCCUCAUCGGCGCCAUCCUCGCCCCCUUCUGGGGCCGCCUCGUCGACCGCGUCCACCCCUGGUCCACCCAGUUCCUCGGCAUCAUCAUCAACCUCAUCUCCAUGAUCAUCGCUCUUGCCGCCGCCCAGAAGAGUAUAGGCGCGGUGUGUGUGGCGAUCGUGUUGUAUGAUGUGGGGCAGCAGUUGAAUCAGGUUAGUAAUGGAUAUAGGGUGGCGGGGAUUGAUCCCGCGGCGAGGGCGAGGUUGAAUGGGUGUAAUCUUCUGGCGCUGUUUGCUGGGCAGACAUCUGGCACAGCCAUCAUGACCAAAAUUUACAACAGCCACGGAUGGCACCCCACAGCCGGUACCGCUAUAGCCUUUAUCGGCGUCGGUAUCAUCGGUAUGCUCGCCCGUGGGCCGCAUGAAGCUGGCUGGGUGGGGUGGAGCGGAGGAUGGAAUGUGAGGGAGAAGCAGCAGAUGAGUGAUAAGAGUGCGAAUGCUGUCACGGAAAAGCUGAGAGUGAAGAAGAAGGACCAGAUGGUGUAACAGCAGGGCAUAAUAAUAGAACAAC